Saimiri boliviensis boliviensis (Bolivian squirrel monkey) is the source of this 1332-nucleotide messenger RNA. The record is from RefSeq and is a predicted model, not a curated record. NCBI's taxonomy places the organism in Eukaryota, Metazoa, Chordata, Mammalia, Primates, Cebidae.
UCAGCAGGAGGGGCCGGAUGCAGGCGUCACAUCCACCGCGCCCCAGGUCGGAGACCUCGGCCGUCCGUCCUGGCAGCCCCAGAGCCGCAGGCCCGGCACCGCCCGCAGCCAGGUGCGGCCCAGACCCGCGCGCCCGGGGAAGCCGAGAAGGUUGGUGGGGACAGGCUGCCUUGGGCCCAGAGGCUCAGGCAGGACGAGCCGCGCACCGCGGAGGGCUGCUGCGCGGGUCCCAGGCCGCCUUGCUCCGCCCCUCGCCCCGCCCGCGGCCCCGCGGUCUCCGGGACCCCGAGCGUGGCUACCCGGCCCAACCCUCCGAGGGACGAGGGUCCAGCUGCCGCAGACUCGGAGGCCCUGGCCCGGCAUCCGCGCGGCAGGUCCUGGCACUCCUUGCUGGAGUCUGUCACCCACAGAGGCUGAGUCAGUCCACCCUGGGAUGAACACACCUCAUGGCUGCAGUUCCACAAUGGCCCUAGAUUAUGGACUAACGGUGGAUCAAUAAUCCAAAAAACUGCUGGCUGCACUUGACCCACCACUUGGCUGGGAAAGGUGGAAAAGACGAAAGAGAUACGGACUCUGAAGACUCCAAUGCCAUACAUGGUUACUAUUAUUAAAUGAAAAGAUGGCAUGUGAAGAAGGAUGAAACACAGCAAAAUAUCCUGGAUACUAAUUUAGGACCAACUCUUAAGGGACACGAAAUGCCAUGUCACCUUAUAAAGAAUCUCUUUUUGAUGUAAAUACUGGUGCUUUGUAUUUAGGGGUUGUUUUCCUUAAAGGCUCAUAAUAGAGAUGGCAAAUAUUUGAGCCAGACAAUAGUGAGUCUUCAAAAUAUACUGAUCUGAAAUUAUGGUGUAUCUAAGAAACAUUUGUUAUCUCCCCUAAACUGGACUCUUAAUUCAUUUGAAGCACUUGAUUAUUAAUGCCAUUUAGAAGCUAGUAAAAAAAUUUAAACCUUGAGUUAUUCACAUGCAUUUUAUACAAUUUACAUUCUAUUGCUAAAUUUUUUAAUGAGCCAGAUGUCAAAAGGUGGAGCCGUUGUUAUUAGACAAAAAUGACAAUUAUAAGAUCUAAAAGUGAUUUGAAAAUGGUAUUUGUAAAAGUUUACCACUAAUAAUGGCUUUCCUAUGUGAAAAAAAAAAAAAACCUCUUAAAAUAUGACAAUUGGCAGUGAAUCAGGACAAAAUACCCAGGUAAACAUAACUGGACACAAAUGGUUCCAAAGCUCGUUUUAAAUGCUAGUUUCUAUUAUACUGGCUUAAUGAAAAUUUGUAUUAUACAAAAGCAGAAAUUUUUAUACUGUUUUAAAGUAGGCACUAAAAUAAAAAUGGUCAUCCA